ACUGCUGCUGCCACCAUAAAGGGACCCCCCCCAGGAGCUGCCCUGCCUGGCCCCCAGCACCGCCAGCCCCGAGCCAUGGAGGCUCCACAGCUUCUCCUCCUCCUCCUCUGCUUCGGCCUCCUGCUGCCUGCCAGCCCCACCCGUGGACAGCUGGUGACCAUGGUGACCCCAGCGGUGCUGAGGCUGGAGACAGAGGAGUUGGUGGUGCUGGAGGCCCCAGGCUCCACCUCCACGCUGGAGGCCACAGUGCUGGUGCAGGACUUCCCUCGCAAGCGUCAGGUCCUGCACCGGAGCAGUGUCCAGCUGGAGCCUGCCCAGGGCAUGUUGGCCACCACCAGCAUCAAAGUGCCAGCCAGGCUGCUGCCCCCGUCAGGAGAGAAGCAGUUUGUGUCGGUGGUGGCACAGGUGGGCAGCCAGAACCUGGAGAAGGUCCUGCUGGUGGCACUGCAGAGUGGGCACAUCUUCGUCCAGACUGACAAACCCAUCUACACCCCUGGCAGCACUGUCCUCUGCCGCCUCUUUGCUGUGGACCAUCUGAUGAAGCCAUCAUCCAAGGUGGUGGUUGUGGAGCUCAAGACACCUGACAAUGUCAUCAUCAAACAAGUCUCCAAGUCCUCACCCACCAAAAAUGGCAUCAUCAGCUACAUCGAACACCUCCCUGAGGUGGUCAGCAUGGGCACGUGGACAAUCCUGGCCAGGUUUGAAGACUCCCCAGAGCAGACCUUCAGCACCCAGUUUGAGGUCAAGGAGUAUGUGCUGCCAAGCUUUGAGGUGGUCUUGGAACCAGAAGAGAAGUUCCUCUACAUUGACCAGCAGGAAGACUUCAAAGUGUUCAUCAAAGCCAGGUACCUGUACGGGAGUCUGCUGCAGGGCACAGCCUUUGCCCUCUUUGGGGUCCUGGAGAACAACGAGAAGAGAAGCAUCCCAAAGUCCCUGAAGCGCCUCCAGGUGGUGGAUGGGGAUGCUGAAGCUGUGCUGCCCAUGGCCCUGCUGAGGGAGCGAUUCGCCGAGCCCCAGCAGCUGGUGGGACACUCCCUCUACGUCACUGUCACCGUCCUCACCGAGACAGGUAGUGACAUGGUGGAGGCUCAGCGUGGGGGCAUCAGCAUCGUCACCUCCCCCUACAGCAUCCACUUCACUCGCACCCCAAAGUACUUCAAGCCAGGGAUGCCUUUUGACCUGACGGUCUACGUCACCAACCCGGACGAGUCCCCAGCCCCACGGGUGGCAGUCCAGGCUGAUGGCUUCGAGGGUGAGGUGUCCACCCAGCAGGAUGGCACAGCCAGGCUGGUCCUCAACAUGCCAGCCAACAAGGACAGUGUGGACAUCACGGUGCGGACGGCUCAGGCCAGGCUGCCCGCCGAGCGCCAGGCCUCGCGGACCAUGACGGCCAAAGCCUACCGCAGCCAAGGAGCUUCUGGCAACUUCCUGCACCUGACCCUGCGUGCCGACACGGUGCAGGCCGGGGAGAACCUCCCUAUCAACUUCCACCUCAAGAGCCACAGCAGCUCCAACCUGGACUCCGUCACACACUUCACCUACCUGCUGAUGAGCAGAGGUCGCAUCCUGAAGGCAGAGAGGCAGCGCCGUGGCCCUGGCCAGAGCUUGGUCAGCAUGACCCUGCCAGUGAGCCCUGAGCUCAUCCCCUCCUUCCGCAUCGUGGCCUACUAUGUGGUGAAGCCUGAGGAGAUAGUGGCUGACUCCAUCUGGGUGGAUGUCAAAGACACCUGCAUGGGCUCUCUGGUGGUGACAGGAGCAACAGCUGUUGACAACAGGGUGAAGGAGCCACAGGGAAAUAUCAACCUGCGCAUCGAGGGCGACCACAAGGCCCACGUUGGGUUGGUGGCCGUGGACAAAGGAGUCUUUGUCCUCAACAAGAAGAACAAACUCACCCAGGCCAAGGUUUGGGACACGGUGGAGAAGAGUGACCUGGGCUGCACCUCGGGCAGUGGCAGGGACAACGUUGGGGUCUUUGCUGAUGCAGGUCUCAGCUUGGUCACCAGCAGCAAGGUCACCACAGCACAGCGAGCAGAGCUCCGCUGUCCCCAGGUCCCCAAGCGCCGGCGCCGCUCCCUGCGGCUCGUCGAGUACAAGAGUGGCAAAGCGGCCGAGUACCAGGACAAGCAGCUGAGGAAGUGCUGUGAGGAUGGCAUGAAGGAGAACCUCAUGGGGUACAGCUGUGCCAAGCGCAUCCUCUACAUCCAGGAGGGAGAUGCCUGCACCAAAGCCUUCCUGGACUGCUGCACCUUCAUCCAGGCCAUCCUGGACAAGGCACAGAGAGAGACUCACCUGCUGCUGGCUCGAAGCGAGGAGGAGGAUAUCUUCCUGGAGGAUGAAGGCAUCACCUCCAGGACCCAAUUCCCUGAGAGUUGGCUGUGGCAGGUGGAGGAGCUGAAGGAGACACCCAACCGGACGGGGAUCUCCAAGAAGACUCUGUCUCUUUAUGUCCCUGACUCCAUCACCACAUGGGAGGUCCAAGCCAUCAGCAUCUCAUCUGGCAAGGGUCUCUGCGUGGCCUCCCCCUAUGAGAUCACAGUGGUGAAAGACUUCUUCAUCGACCUGCGCCUGCCCUACUCGGUGGUGAGGAACGAGCAGGUGGAGAUCCGAGCAGUGCUCUACAACUACCUGCAGGAGGACAUCCUGGUGCGAGUGGAGCUGCUGCACAACCCAGCCCUCUGCAGUGCCUCCACCUCCAAGGCUCGCUACCAGCAGGUCCUCAAGCUGAAGGCUCAGUCCUCCAGAGCUGUCCCCUUUGUCAUUGUCCCCCUCCUCCUGGGCCACCACGAUGUGGAGGUCAAAGCUGCUGUCAGGUACAGGUCCUUGUCUGAUGGGGUCAAGAAGAAGCUCAAAGUUGUGCCUGAGGGGAUAAGGAAGGUGAAGAAUGUGACCAUCGUGGAGCUGGACCCCAAGAACAAAGGCAUCAAUGGAGUCCAGAAUGUGACUGUGAAGGCUUUGGACCUCUGGGACAAGGUCCCUGACACUGAGUCUGAGACAAGAGUCCUCAUCCAAGGCAACCCUGUGUCCAACCUGGUGGAGAAAGCCAUCGAUGGCAGCAAGCUGAGGGAACUCAUAGUGACCCCAACAGGCUGUGGGGAGCAGAACAUGUUCUGGAUGACCCCAACUGUCAUUGCCACUCACUACCUGGACAGCACCUCCCAGUGGGAGGCCAUGGGCCUGGACCGCAGGGCUGAGGCCAUCAACCUCAUCAGGAAGGGUUACACUCAACAAUUGGCCUACAGGAAGCCUGAGAGCUCCUUUGCUAUCUACCCCCACUGUAAAUCAAGCACUUGGCUGACAGCCUACGUGGCCAAAGUCUUCUCCAUGGCCAUCAAUUUGAUUGACAUUGAGCCUGAGGUGAUCUGUGGAGCUGUCAAGUGGCUGAUCCUGGAGAAGCAGAACCCAGAUGGGAUCUUCAAAGAGGAUGCUCCAGUGCUGACCAAGGCCAUGACGGGUGGCUACCAGGGGGCAGAGCCUGAGGUGUCCCUCACAGCCUUCGUCCUGGUGGCACUGCUGGAGUCCAAAGAGAUCUGCAGGGACUACAUCAGUACCUUGGACACAGCCAUUGACAGAGCUGCUGAGUACCUCAGCAAGAAGUACCAGGGCCUGGCCAGACCUUACACCGUGGCCUUGACCUCCUAUGCCCUGGCACUGGCUGGCAAACUCCACAGUGAGAAGGUCCUCAUGAAGCACUCCAAAGGUGGGCAGAGGUGGGAGGAUUACAAUGCCCGCACCUACAACGUCGAGGGCACCUCCUAUGCCCUGCUGGCACUGCUGCAGAUGCAGAAGUUGGAGCUGACAGGACCUGUGGCUCGUUGGUUGGCACAGCAGAAUCACUAUGAUGGCACCUAUGGAUCCACACAGGCCACCAUCCUGGUGUUCCAAGCCCUGGCACAGCACCAGCUGCUGGCACCGCCGCAGCAGCAGGAGCUGAGCCUGGAUGUGUCCCUGCUGCUGCCCGAGAGGUCCAAACCUGACAUCUACCGCAUCGAGAACCGCAACGCGCUGCUGGCUCGCUCCGCGGAGACCAAGGUGAACAAAGACUUCACAGUCCAGGUGGAGGGGACAGGCAAGGGGACAAUGACAGUGGUGACAAUCUACAAUGCCCAGGUCCCUGAGAAGGAGGACAAAUGUGACAGCUUCAACCUGACUGUCCAGGUGGAGAAGAUCACCACAAGCAAGGACCAAGGAGCCUUCAGCUCGGUCAUGAUCACCACCUGUGUCAGGCACCUGGACACUGUUGAUGCCACCAUGGCCAUCAUCGACGUCUCCAUGCUGACAGGCUUCGUCCCUGAGAUACAGAGCCUCAACAGGCUGACAGAUGGGGUGGACAAAUAUGCCUCCAAGUAUGAGCUCAACAACAACCAAACAGAGCGCAGCAACCUCAUCAUCUACCUGGACAAGGUGUCUCACCAGGCCGAGGAGUGUUUGUCCUUCAGGGCUCAUCAGCACUUCCAGGUGGGCUGGAUCCAGCCCGCGGCAGUCUCUGUCUACAGCUACUACAGGAUCGACGAUCGCUGCACCAGGUUCUACCACCCAGACAAGCAGGGGGGGAAGCUGAGCAGGAUCUGCCAGGGAGACGUCUGCCGCUGCGCAGAAGAGAGCUGCUACAAGAGGCAUGAGAAGGAAGAGUCCAUCACAGCCAACGAACGUCUGCAGAGAGCCUGCGAGCCAGGGGUGGACUAUGUGUACAAGGUGAAGUUGGUGGCCCAGGAGGAGGCUCCAUCCCAUGAUAACUACAUCAUGAACAUCCUGAGUGUCAUCAAGAUGGGCACGGAUGAGAACCCAGCAGGCAAGAACAGGACCUUCGUGAGCCACCAGCAGUGCCGAGAGGCUCUGAGCCUGCGCCCGGGGCAGGAUUACCUCCUCUGGGGGCUCUCCAGCGACCUCUGGGCCACCGGCAAGAGCUUCAGCUACUUCAUCAGCAAGGACACCUGGAUGGAGCUUUGGCCCUCGGAGGUCUCCUGCCAGGCCCCGGAGCUGCAGGACCUGUGCCAGAGCUUCCUGGAGUUCGAGGAGCAGAUGAGGAUGUUUGGCUGCCAGACCUGA
This is a messenger RNA of Pogoniulus pusillus (Red-fronted tinkerbird), 5046 nucleotides long. RefSeq names its product complement C3 (gene C3). The record is from RefSeq and is a predicted model, not a curated record. The transcript is spliced from 40 exons. Gene Ontology annotation, cellular component: extracellular region. Gene Ontology annotation, biological process: inflammatory response; complement activation. NCBI's taxonomy places the organism in Eukaryota, Metazoa, Chordata, Aves, Piciformes, Lybiidae. Gene Ontology annotation, molecular function: endopeptidase inhibitor activity; protein binding. The coding region runs from base 76 to 5046 and encodes 1656 amino acids.